Molecule: messenger RNA, 399 nt
Organism: Vitis vinifera (wine grape)
Lineage: Eukaryota; Viridiplantae; Streptophyta; Magnoliopsida; Vitales; Vitaceae
Exons: 1
Coding region: 1-399 (132 amino acids)
Source: RefSeq, a predicted model, not a curated record
AUGGCAAAUCAUAGCCUCUUUUCUUUUGUUCUUGUAGUGAUCAUCUUCAUGUGCUUGAUAGCAUAUGGGAAGAGUUAUGAUCCACUACCCACUCUUGAAGUCAUGAAUGGCUUACCUGAAUCGUAUGUAUCACAGCCAUUAGACAUUCGCAUCAAGUCACAACAUAGACCCCUUGAUGAGCGCACUCUCAGGGUGGGUGAGAGCUUCCAAUUGAUGGUUGCCACACCGACAACAUAUUACCUUUACACAACCCUUGGAAGCCAAUCUGCCAGUGUUAGUGUAUUUGAGCCAACGAGAGAUGGAGGUCAUAGCAUAGUCUAUUCCCUGGUGAAAGAGGAUGGGUUUUAUCUUAGCUAUGACAAAGUUACUUGGAAGAUAAUCGAUACAUGGCAGAAGUGA